Messenger RNA from Pangasianodon hypophthalmus (striped catfish), 1092 nucleotides. RefSeq names its product thiosulfate:glutathione sulfurtransferase. NCBI's taxonomy places the organism in Eukaryota, Metazoa, Chordata, Actinopteri, Siluriformes, Pangasiidae. Gene Ontology annotation, molecular function: thiosulfate-cyanide sulfurtransferase activity. The transcript has 4 exons. The coding region runs from base 140 to 637 and encodes 165 amino acids. The record is from RefSeq and is a predicted model, not a curated record. Gene Ontology annotation, cellular component: mitochondrion.
ACAGGAGAGACAGAGAGAGAGAGACAGAGAGAGAGAGGAGAGAGAGAGAGAGCAUAUUUACUUUACACAGGAUCUCAGAAGUAGUUAAAGUGCUUUAAGAAGAUAAAGGUUUAAACUGGUGAAGAAGGUGAAGAGGAAGAUGAAGAUGUUCCACCGUAAGGUGUGUGUGGUGUGUGUGGUGUGUGUGGUGGUGGGACUCGUGGGGACCCUGGUGAUGACAGAAGAGCAGUUCUGUUCUGAUGGAUCCAUAAAUACAUCAUGUAAACAAAAAGCCCACAGUCUGUACGAAGAGGACGUCGAUUCAGUGAGUUAUGAGCAAUUAAAGCAGAUGUUGACAGCUGGAAAUCUGCAGCUGUUCGAUGUUCGUGAACCAGACGAGUUUAAGGAAGGAGCCAUUCCAGGAGCAACUAAUAUUCCAUUGUCUGAGGUGCAGCAGGCGUUCACACUGACUCCAGAACAGUUCACACAGCUUUAUGGCGUCCUGAUGCCUGAGAAACACUCCCCAGAUGUGAUGCUGUACUGCCAGAGGGGGCGCCGCAGUCUCACUGCACUGCACACUGUACACAAACUGGGCUACAGCAGAGCAUGUCAUUAUGUUGGAGGUUAUAGCGAGUGGCUCGAACGUGAAUCCCAGUGAAACCUGCUGUUCUGGGAUCAGUUUUAUACAGCACAGCAAAACACCACAUUUCAGCAGGACCUGAUCCCAGACCUGUGUGUGUGUAUCUGUGUUCAUUCAGGUUACAGAGGAGGUUCAGUAAAAUAAGAUGUCAGAUUGUUCAGUAAAAAAAAAGAAAAAGAAAGAAGUAACAGUCCGGCAUUUUCUGCAGAGGUCACGGUUAUCUGUGUUUUUUUUUUUUUUUUUUUUUGUACAAUGUGAAAUAUUGGCCUUUAUUAUUCUCAGGUGUGUUGUAAUAAAUAUUUAUUAAGUGGGAAUGUAUUAUUUCUCAUGGUGCUGCAUUACUUGUGUCCUGAAGACACAGAGUUGGAUACGAUUGAAAGAUUUCUUAAUUUCUUCUUUUUGUUUCUGAAUCUAAAUAUUUUUGAAGCAUCUUGUUUGUGAUAGUCGCUAUUAAAGUCCACAGUUUGACUCCA